This is a messenger RNA of Syzygium oleosum, 1171 nucleotides long. Its product is annotated as heptahelical transmembrane protein 1-like. The coding region runs from base 1 to 903 and encodes 300 amino acids. The transcript is spliced from 4 exons. Gene Ontology annotation, cellular component: membrane. Gene Ontology annotation, molecular function: signaling receptor activity. Lineage: Eukaryota; Viridiplantae; Streptophyta; Magnoliopsida; Myrtales; Myrtaceae. The record is from RefSeq and is a predicted model, not a curated record. Gene Ontology annotation, biological process: response to hormone.
AUGACUAUCUCCAUGGAUAGAGGGGAAGCUCUCCAGCAGGAGAGAGACGGAGCCAUUACUGUGAUCUGCAGGUAUUUGAUUGGGUUUCUGGUGUUUCUGGGAUUGACGGUGGCCAAUUUUGUGGACGUGCCUCAGGUUGCUGAUCUUCUCGGCCUAUUCCCAAGGUCAAACUCUACUAGUACAGGAAAUAAUAUCUCUUACUCAAAGGAAUUGCUUUUGGGUACAAAUUAUUUGCUGAACUUGAAUCAGAUAACAGAAGAAGAUUUGAAGAUCACUUCACUCCAACCAGCCGCAACACGGUGGCCGUUCUUUGUCUUCUUAGGCGGAUCCAUGUUCUGCCUCCUCUCAAGCAGCAUUUGCCACCUUUUCUCAUGCCACUCACACUGCUUGAACAUCCAGCUGCUGCGAAUGGACUAUGUCGGCAUCACGGUCAUGAUCAUCACCUCAUUCUUCCCCCCAAUCUACUAUAUUUUCCAGUGCGAGCCCCAUUGGCAACUAAUCUACCUUAGUGGAAUAAAGGCGAUGGGGAUGGUCACCGUCACGACACUGCUUGCCCCUUCUCUUUCUUCUGGGAAAUUCCGGGCAUUUCGGGCAAUGCUCUUCCUGUCCAUGGGGUUAUUUGGCAUUGUUCCUGCGAUCCAUGCUUGUAUUGUGAAUUGGAGUAAUCCCCAGCGCCCGAUCACUCUUGCUUAUGAGUUGGCCAUGGCACUGUCUUACAUUACAGGUACUUUGUUUUAUGUUAGCAGGAUUCCUGAGAGACUAAAACCGGGUUGGUUUGACCUUGCUGGUCACAGCCAUCAGAUAUUUCACGUUUUUGUGAUCAUGGGUGCCUUGGCUCAUUAUGGUGUUACUCUGUUGCUCUUACAGUGGCGAGAUAGAGUCGGGUGUGAUAGAACUGUGUAACAAUACAAAAAUUAGUCAAAAUUCUAUUCAUUUCGAUUGAACCAAAUGCAAGCGAUUUGCUGGGGUUUCGUGUUAUUAUGUUGUAAGUGUGUGUACACCCCAAAUCAAAAAGCCUCAAGGAAAGAUGGCGCCCCAUGACAGAGGAGUUGCCUCCAUUCAAAAAGAAGUGGAAUGCUCAUUGUAUUUGUUAUAUUUUUCUCAUUUUCCAUGGAUGAUUUGAUUUACAAUGUGAUCAUAUUCGGGUAAUAAUCUUUUCUGCUUUCAUCUU